AUGUGUGGCGGAACAUUAGAAAUAAUUCCCUGUUCACAUGUUGGGCAUAUUUACCGAAAUGGCCAUCCCUACAACAUGACAGGUCCGGGCAACAAUAAAGACGUUCACGGGACAAAUUCUAAAAGACUGGCAGAAGUUUGGAUGGAUGAUUAUAAAAGAUUAUUUUAUGUGCACAGAAUGGGAUUAAAAAAUGUUGAUGUUGGCGAUUUAAGUGAAAGGAUAUUACUUAGAAAAAGAUUAAAUUGUAAAUCUUUUAAAUGGUUUUUGGAUAAUAUUAUCCCAGAAAAGUUUAUACCAGAUGAGGAUGUUAAGGUUCAAAAUUUAAAUGGAAAACUUUGUUUGGAUACUUUACAAAGAUUAGAAAAUAAAGGGAUUGUUAAUUUGGGUGUGUGGGAAUGCCAAAUUGAGGGAAGUUCUUCACAGGUAGAAUUUUCUUUUUUAAAUGAGAAAGGAGCUGUUGAGGGAAAUUGUUUGAAGGGAAUUGCUUUCCAAAUACUUUUUUGGAGUCGGAAAUAGGAACUAGCCCAAUCUGUCUAAAUUUUGAAAUAAAAAAAUUUUCAAAAGGAAAAAUGUUUGUUUUCGUGUGUAGGAAGAGGGGGGUGUGAACAGGGAUCCAGCUGAAAUAAAAAUAAUUUUCCAAUUGAAAACCGUGCCUUAAUGAGUGCUAAACUUAAUUGUAUGUGUGUAAGUAUCAGGAAUCUAGCUAACGUAAAAAUUAAAUUCCCAGUUUUUGGGAAUCGGGAAUUCUGGUAUGUUUUGAAGGGGGUUAAUGUUGGACAUUGAGGC
Messenger RNA from Meloidogyne enterolobii, 786 nucleotides. The record is from the annotation of a GenBank genome assembly. NCBI's taxonomy places the organism in Eukaryota, Metazoa, Nematoda, Chromadorea, Rhabditida, Meloidogynidae.